Messenger RNA from Funneliformis caledonium, 174 nucleotides. NCBI's taxonomy places the organism in Eukaryota, Fungi, Glomeromycota, Glomeromycetes, Glomerales, Glomeraceae. The record is from the annotation of a GenBank genome assembly.
AUGAUCCAAGUAUUAUCUAUUCGUGAAGAUGAUGAAGGGCUUUUAAGUAUCGCAUAUACAAAUCCGAUCAGAAGGCAAUCAUGGAAAAAGAGGUUUUGUGAUCAUCCAACACCCACGCAAAUAUGUGAGAAAAAUAUUUCUAAAUCACAAUUUUUAGAGUUAAAUAAGAAAUAG